ACGUCCACGUUUUUCGGAAAUGGCUGCUGUUGGCGGUUGGGGUAAAAGGAUCUGUAAAACCGGCUGGCUGCCUGCCCUGCAACUUAUCCGUCAUAGCUCCAAAUCUGUCACACGUCAUUGGAAACCGAUGCACAUUAUGAGGGAAAAGUUGAUGGCAGUGACUGAAUAUAUCCCACCAAAACCUCUGACUUCAGAGACCUGUAUGAAGCCCCAUGCCAUUCUUGCUAAAGAAGAGACUGGCUAUGAAAGACUGUUAUUGCGUCAAGUGAAACAAAUAUUCCUUGAGAAUAAAAUGAUUGUUGUGUGCCAAUACAAUUAUAUUCCUGGAAAUGAUAUGGUAUUAUUCAGGCAUCGGCUGCGAAAAUAUAAUAUCCAUGUCAAAUUUUUUCCCAAUAAGAUCAUGAUUCCCUUUCUUUUGGAAUCUAAAUACAAGAAUCUCCUCCCUCUAUUUGUGGAACGCAACCUUCUACUUGUCAGUAUGGAAACAAAGGCUCGGGAAACACUACAAAUCCUGAAGCGUGUGCCACAGAUUAAUAUGUUAGGAGCUUGCAUCGACAACAUCAUCCUAAGCAAACAAGGCUUUGUAAAUUAUGCUAAGCUGCCAUCUAUAGUAAUUGCCCAGGGAGAAACUGCAGGUGUAUUCUCACUCAUGAUGUCCAACACUAGCAGACUUCUGCAGCGUGGCUCUGUUCAUCUCAGUUCGUUGCUGGACCAAUAUGUUCAACAGGAAAAUGAAAAAGUUGAAGAAAAAGCAGAUAGGAACAUCAGCUAAACUGGAAGCAAUUUAAUUCUUCAGUGUAAAAUGGCCAUGUUUACUUCAUUGCAUGCCCAUGGGUUUGUGGGAGGGGUUAAUUAGUAUGAUUGAUAAAAUUCUAUCAGUUAGACCACAUAGAGAAAAAAA
Protobothrops mucrosquamatus (brown spotted pit viper) is the source of this 901-nucleotide messenger RNA. RefSeq names its product mitochondrial ribosomal protein L10 (gene MRPL10). Gene Ontology annotation, cellular component: mitochondrial large ribosomal subunit. Bases 20 to 772 code for a protein of 250 amino acids. Lineage: Eukaryota; Metazoa; Chordata; Lepidosauria; Squamata; Viperidae. Gene Ontology annotation, molecular function: structural constituent of ribosome. Gene Ontology annotation, biological process: translation. The record is from RefSeq and is a predicted model, not a curated record. The transcript is spliced from 5 exons.